Messenger RNA from Durotheca rogersii, 1364 nucleotides. RefSeq names its product activator of Hsp90 ATPase. Gene Ontology annotation, molecular function: ATPase activator activity; protein-folding chaperone binding. Bases 310 to 1278 code for a protein of 322 amino acids. Gene Ontology annotation, biological process: positive regulation of ATP-dependent activity; protein folding. The record is from RefSeq and is a predicted model, not a curated record. Gene Ontology annotation, cellular component: cytosol. The transcript is spliced from 4 exons. Lineage: Eukaryota; Fungi; Ascomycota; Sordariomycetes; Xylariales; Xylariaceae.
GCCAACGGGCCGACGUUUUACCCAUCGGUGGACCAAAUCUGCGAUGGAUCCCGCCUCCAAUUUCGCCUUGACCUACCUAAUAUCUUCGUCGAAAUUCUAGAGCUUUCGGCUGCGUCUUCAACCUUCUCGCCUUGUUUGGCCCCGAGCCCUGCUAGGCCAAUGCUGACUUCUCCUCUUCGCCUUCACCUCCGACCCGCCGUCUGCUAUGGUUACAGACUGACCCCGUAGUCAACCUUGCCCGUCCAUCUGUCAUCUCUUCCGACCGUAUCCGGAUAUCGUGCGAACCUUAGCUCCAGUCCUUCUUCCACCAUGGUCCUCCACAACCCGAACAACUGGCAUUGGGUCAGCAAGAAUGCUGGAGACUGGACCAAGCAGUGGUUCGAGGAGAAUCUGACCCAGAUCUCGGCCGAAGAUGGAGAGGUCACCGCCAAGAUUACCAAGGUUGUCAGCAUGGACGGCGAUGUUGACGUGAGCCAACGCAAGGGCAAGGUCAUCACCAUAUAUGACGUGAAGCUCGUCCUAGAGUAUUCCGGAACUGCUCCCGGAGAGGAGGAUGUCUCGGGCACCAUCACCGUGCCGGAGAUUGCCCACGAUACUGAGCAAGAUGAAUAUGUCUUUGACAUCGACAUCUACUCUGAGUCGAAGGAAAAGCAGCCAGUGAAGGAUUUGGUCCGAUCCAAAAUCACACCCCAGUUGCGAAGUGAGUUUUCGAAACUCAUCCCAGCUCUGAUCGCCGAACAUGGCAAGGAUAUCCAACACGCUGCCGGCACCAAUCCCUCCAGCGGGUUUACCACGCCCAAAUACCACACGCCUACGAGCAACCCCACACCUACCGCCGCUACCGAGACCAGCACUCAAAAGAAUAAUGGCAGCGCUGUCAACACAACAACGGUGACGGAUCAGGAGGAGUUCAGGACUACCGCGGCCGAGUUGUACCAGACGUUCACCGAUCCGCAACGACUGGCGGCCUUCACCCGGGCCCCGCCGAAGAGGUUCGACGGCGCCCAAAAGGGAGGCAAGUUCGAGUUGUUUGGCGGUAACAUUUCCGGCGAGUAUGAGGAGCUCGAGGAGCCCACCAAGAUCGUGCAGACCUGGAGAUUAAACCAAUGGCCCGAAGGCCAUUACUCGAAGCAGCUGAUCGAGUUCGACCAGAACGACGUAGACAGCGUAACCGUGAUGCGUGUAACCUGGACGGGUGUCCCCGUCGGCCAGGAAGAGGUUAUCAAACGCAAUUGGGACGAGUAUUAUGUGCGAAGCAUAAAGAAAACGUUUGGGUAAGUUAUCGUCGUUAUCGUCGUCGUCAUCAUCUGUCUAGGCCCUUUUAUAAGCUAACAAGAGAUAGUUUCGGGACAAUCCUAUGACCG